This is a messenger RNA of Notolabrus celidotus (New Zealand spotty), 2699 nucleotides long. RefSeq names its product solute carrier family 41 member 2a (gene slc41a2a). Gene Ontology annotation, biological process: monoatomic cation transport. Gene Ontology annotation, molecular function: monoatomic cation transmembrane transporter activity. Lineage: Eukaryota; Metazoa; Chordata; Actinopteri; Labriformes; Labridae. The record is from RefSeq and is a predicted model, not a curated record. Gene Ontology annotation, cellular component: plasma membrane. The coding region runs from base 182 to 1711 and encodes 509 amino acids. The transcript has 12 exons.
AAUGUCACAGUGGAGACUCAGCUCACCAUUCAGAGGACGACAGAAGCUUCGAGGAAGAGUCACGGUUGGCGGUGGAGUGUGAGAAAAAACGCCAGUACCUCUCUUAUGCUUUCAUAACAAGGGUGCAGCUGUUUCUCAGGAGCAGCAGGAAACACAUCCUGCCAAAUCCAAACUUUUAACCAUGAUGGUCCCAGGCUCACAAGAUGAGCACCUACACCCCAAUGGAUCAGCCAGCAGAGGCAAUAGAAAAGAGUAUGGAUCCAAUCAGUCCUUAUCUCAACACUGUGGAGCUCAUCUCAGCUCUGAUGGGAAUAUUUCACCAGCUGAAACCAGUCCCCAUUUGGAGCCACAGGAGUACACAGAGACGGACUAUCUGCUGCCAGAUAAACUCUAUGGCAGAUCGAGACUCAGUGCAUCCACAAGGUCAAAUGCUGCUUGUGGAUCGGAUGCACCAACAGAGACAGUCUGCUCCAUGGUGCUGCAGAUCCUGGUGCCAUUUCUGCUGUCCGGCCUUGGGACGGUCUCUGCUGGGAUGCUGCUAGAUGUUGUUCAGAAUUGGGACGUGUUCCAGGAAGUCACAGAGCUCUUCAUCCUGGUCCCUGCUGUGCUAGGCAUGAAGGGCAACCUAGAAAUGACUCUAGCCUCAAGACUGUCAACUGCAGUGAAUUCAGGAAAAAUGGGGUCCACCAAAGAGAUGUGGAUGUUGAUUGUUGGGAACUUGGCGCUCAAACAGCUACAGGCCACAGUGCUCGGUCUGUUAGCCUCUCUGAUGGCGACUUUGUUGGGCUGGAUGGCAGAGGGAAAGAUGCCCUUAAAUCACAUUAUGCUCUUGUGUUCAAGCAGUGUUUCUACCGCCUUCAUGGCUUCACUGCUACAAGGUAUUAUUAUGGUGGGAGUGAUUUUUGGCUCCAAGCGGAUGGGGAUCAACCCUGACAACGUGGCCACACCCAUGGCAGCCAGCUUUGGGGACCUCAUCACUCUCGCUCUGCUGGCCUGCUUCAGUCAGUGGUUCUUCUCCUUCAUAGACAUGUAUCCCUAUGUGCUGUACCUGGCGGAUCUGUUAUUACUGUGUUUGAUUCCUCUCUGGGUGAUCAUCGCCUCCAAACAUUCAGCCAGUCUCAUCCUGCUCCGCACAGGCUGGGAACCCAUCAUUACAGCCAUGAUCAUCAGCAGUAUUGGCGGCCUUAUUCUGGAUAAGACCAUGUCUGAUCCAAACCUGGCAGGAAUCAUAGUUUAUGCUCCUGUCAUCAAUGGUAUAGGAGGAAACCUGGUCUCCAUACAAUCCAGUCGUAUCUCCACCAGUUUGCAUUUAAAUUACCCUCCUAGAGAGGUUCCCGAGGACCGUCCGAGCUGCUACAACCCUUGUCGAACUUUCUUUGGUACAGGAGCAAACCAUCGGUCAGCUCAGGUUUUGCUUCUCUUGGUCAUACCUGGUCAGCUGGUCUUUAUAUACGCCAUCCACCUGAUAAAAGGAGGCCACACUCUGCCCAGUCCUCUCUUCAUUGUCACCUUCCUGUCUGCUUGUCUGAUUCAGGUCUCCUCCCUGCUGCUUAUAGCUGACUGCAUGGUGCACUUUCUGUGGCGGAGGGGUAAAGACCCGGACAGUUAUUCAAUACCUUACCUCACAGCCCUUGGAGACCUGCUGGGGACCGCUCUGCUCGCUCUGUCAUUCCUCAUACUGUGGUGUGUUGGGGACUCAGGCAGUGUGUAGCUUCCUGCCAAAACAAGUUUCCAGCUAAAGCUGCUUCUCUACCAACAGACCUGAGACUUUUAGUCACAGCGAACCCUUUUUAAAAGGUUCCACCAGCCCAUUGCUGUCUGCAUGUCCACCUCAAGGUCAAGGGACUGUGAAGAUAAGGAAAACUAGUCAACCAAUGUGUGAAAGACUCUUCUGAAUAACGAGUUUGAGGAGUCUUCAGCUGUGUAAUCAGAGAUGCUCAGCACUACAAAGUCCACCCCAAACUCCCUGAACUUUCAGUAAGAACUUCUUCUCUUGCAUGGACCCAGGACUUUAUCUGCAGCAUCCAGUGCUCUCUAUUCUUGACAAGUGCAUUAUGUGCGUGUUGGUGGGACUUAAGUUUUCUUAUUUUUUAGUACCAUUAUCUGUUAUGUUUUACAACUUGAGUACACAAUUUGUAUCUCAGAGGACACAUUUGUGAAAGUUUCUCAAAACAUUUCCAACAUAACUGGAUACUUACGCUUCCACAGCCUUCUGAUGAGUAAAACUCAAUAUUUAUUUAAGUUAUUUUUGGGCCAUUUUUGCAGCUAAGGAGAGACAGGAAAUGUCUGGAGCAGAGAGAAUGGAAGGUCAAGCAGCAAAGGGUUGCGGCCAUGAAUUGAACGAGCGACCACUGGGACAAGGACUAUAGCCUCUGUAUAUGGGCCCCCCCUUAAACCGCUUGCUCAACCAGCAGCCCUAAAACUCAAACUUUUCAAUACUUAAACAUUUUCUGUGCCCAUCUCAUUUUUUUUUAUAAAGGAAUGUCAAAAAGUUUCCCUGAAUGGAGGAACAGUAUAAUGUAGUAUAAAUAAAUAAAUAAAUCACAUGGCACUUGUAAAGCUUUGACAUUUUGUACAGUUUUCUGAAAAUAAAAUAUCUCUUUACAUGGGUGAUGUGCAAAAUAUUAAACAUUGUUUUCAGUGUGUUUUAAAAAAUCUAUAUCGAUUUCAUUGUUUAAAUAAACACAGCUUUCUCAUAA